Messenger RNA from [Torrubiella] hemipterigena, 1899 nucleotides. The record is from the annotation of a GenBank genome assembly. NCBI's taxonomy places the organism in Eukaryota, Fungi, Ascomycota, Sordariomycetes, Hypocreales, Clavicipitaceae.
AUGCGAUUCUUAUCCACCGCCACCGCCUUGGCAAGCCUCGGCGCCGCCCUUCCCUCUGCCUCGCAGACUUCGGUCCAUGAGAAGAGAAUUGGUGAGCCCAUUGCUUGGGUCCGCCAGGACCGCGCCAACAAGGACCUUGUUCUUCCGGUCCGCAUUGGCUUGAAGCAGGCCAACCUGGAGAACAUGUACAAGUUUGUUGACGAUGUCGCAAACCCAAAGUCAGCCAACUUUGGAAAGCACUGGACUCCCGAACAGAUCGCCAAGACCUUUGCCCCCGAUGAGGCCUCCAUCAAGGAGACCAUCGCUUGGCUGGUCAGCUCCGGCAUCAGCGCUUCCAGAAUUAAGCGUUCUGCUGGUGACAAUUGGCUCGAGUUCGACUCUACCGUUGCCGAAGCAGAGAAGCUCUUCCACACCGAGUACUACAACUUCCAGCAGCGCGGCUCGACCGGCUCCCGCAUAGCGUCCGACGAAUACAGCUUGCCCAACGCUGUGCGCGAGCAUGUCGACUUUAUCAUGCCCACCAUCCAGCUCGAUGGAUUAAAGCCUGUCCCUCGCAAGCACCUCGAGACGCUCAAGGACGCCGCCCCCCUUAACAUUACCGGCCUUACCAACAGCACCGUCAACUGCGACAGACUCGUCACCAUUGACUGUCUCCGUGCUUUGUACGGCAUCCCCAUUCCCGAUGACAUGACCGCAGACAAGAGCAACGUCAUGGGCAUCGCUGAGUGGGCCGACUACCUCUACAACCCCGACCUCGACGUUUUCUAUGCCAACUACACCAACCCCGUUAUCCCCAAGGGCACUCGCCCCGAGUUCGUCUCCAUUGACGGCGGCAAGCCCGGUAACUACGACCGUGUCAAGUCUGGAAACAACGUUGAGAGUGCUCUUGACUUCAUGUCCGCUUACUCCAUUAUCUACCCUCAAAACACCCGUCUCUACCAGGUCGGUGAUGGCGUCAACGUUGACUCUGUCGGCACCUUCAACAUCUUCCUCGAUGCGCUCGAUGGCUCCUACUGCACCUACAAGGGUGGCGACCAGCCCUACAUUGACCCUGCCUACCCCGACCCCAACGAUGGCGGAUACACUGGCCCUCACCAGUGCGGCGGUGCUCCCAUGAGCAACGUCAUUUCUGUCUCGUACGGACAGAUCGAGGCUUCGCUGCCCCGAUUCUACCAGGAGCGUCAGUGCUACGAAUGGGCCAAGCUUGGUCUCCAGGGUGUCUCUGUCAUCUUUGCUUCUGGCGACAGCGGUGUUGCCAACCGCUACAACGCUGGCUACCCCGAGACCUGCUUAGAUGAGGACGAGAAGUUUGUUGACGAGCACGGCAAGCGUUUCUCUCCUUCGUUCCCAGUUAACUGCCCGUACAUCACUGCUGUUGGUGCCACCACUCUCCUCACCAAGGACGUCAAGGAUGGUGAGCGUGCCGUUGCCCGUUUCGGUUCCGGUGGUGGUUUCAGUGACAUCUUCACUGCCCCCGACUACCAGUUGGACGUCACCCGCAACUACGUUUCCAAGUAUGCCCCUGCCGCCUACGGCCCCAAGAUUUACAACCAUACUGGACGUGGCUACCCCGAUGUCGCUGCCUCUGGCGACAGACUUGCUACUGUCUCUGACGGCAAGAUCUACGGCGUUGGUGGUACCUCUGCUUCUGCUCCCGUCUUCGCUGCCAUCAUCAACGUCCUCAACGAGAAGCGUCUCAAGAUGGGCAAGAAGCCCAUUGGCUUCCUGAACCCCAGCCUCUACGCCCACCCCGAGAUGUUCAAUGACAUCACCGUCGGCAGCAACCCCGGCUGCGGCACCGACGGCUUCCCUGCUUCCAAGGGCUGGGAUCCCGUCACUGGCCUGGGCACUCCCAACUUCAAGAAGAUGUGCAAGGUCCUUGUCAAGCAGCUCCCAUAA